This is a messenger RNA of Fundulus heteroclitus (mummichog), 943 nucleotides long. RefSeq names its product serine/arginine-rich splicing factor 7. Bases 111 to 794 code for a protein of 227 amino acids. Gene Ontology annotation, molecular function: zinc ion binding; RNA binding. NCBI's taxonomy places the organism in Eukaryota, Metazoa, Chordata, Actinopteri, Cyprinodontiformes, Fundulidae. The record is from RefSeq and is a predicted model, not a curated record. Gene Ontology annotation, biological process: mRNA splicing, via spliceosome. The transcript is spliced from 8 exons. Gene Ontology annotation, cellular component: nuclear speck.
GCUGGAAGUCCAACCGGAAACCCCCUGCUUUGUUUCCGGCGCAGGGUCAGCGAGCAGCUAGCAGGAGAGCUAACCUGAUCGCGGAUCGAUCAGAACGGUUCCGUGUCAGAAUGUCCCGUUCCGGGCGUUACGGAGGAGAAUCAAAGGUGUACGUGGGGAACUUGGGGACGGGGGCAGGAAAGGCAGAGCUGGAGCGAGCCUUCGGGUACUACGGGCCCCUCAGAACAGUCUGGAUCGCCAGGAACCCUCCGGGCUUCGCCUUCGUGGAGUUUGAGGACUCCAGAGACGCCGAGGACGCGGUGCGAGGGCUGGACGGGAAGGUGAUCUGCGGCAGCCGGGUCCGGGUCGAACCGUCCAACGGGAUGCCCCGGCGGUCUCGCUACGAGAGGCCGCCGCCGCGCCGACCGUUCGAUCCAGACGACAAGUGCUACGAAUGCGGACAGAAAGGUCAUUACGCCUACGACUGCCACCGCUACGGCCGGCGCGGCCACAGGAGCAGGUCCCGGUCCCGGUCCCGUGGGAGGCGCUACUCCCGCAGCAGGAGUCGCAGCCGGAGCCGAGGGAGGAGAUCCAGGUCCUCUCCUCGUCGAUCCAGGUCCAGCUCGCCCAGAAGAUCCAGGUCCGGCUCGCCCAGAAGGUUCCGGUCCGGCUCCCCUGGGAGGUCCAGGUCCCGGUCCAGGUCCAGGUCCCGGUCCGUAUCCAAGCGCCGCAGCAGGUCAGGGUCGAUGGGUCGUUCUCAUUCCGGAUCUCAGGCCAGAAGUCGCUCGGCCUCCAGGACUCCUGCUGACAACUGACUUCCUGUUUGUUCUCCCAUGUUUUGUACGAACUUCCUGUGUGUAGCAGCUGUGAUUAUUGGUUAUUAGUGAUUCUUGGUUUCCGCUCGGCCUGUUUUGUCAGCAGUUUUCUUCCUGCAUUGAUCUGUUAAUAAAGCUUCAUGAUUCAA